CCUGGUGCUGGUUGUAUCUACGUUGUCUCCGGAUUGCUUGUUAUUGUUUUUUGGGGGAAGGGGAGCUGGAGGGUGGUGGCGGACUUAUUACAGCAAGCAAGCACUGAAGCAGGCCACGGCAACGAGCAUGGGGAACUGUCAUACAGUAGGGCCCAACGAAGCCCUGGUAGUGUCAGGUGGCUGCUGUGGCUCUGAUACAAAGCAAUAUGUGUAUGGAGGAUGGGCUUGGGCAUGGUGGUGCAUUUCAGACACCCAGAGCCUGUCACUUGAGAUUAUGACCAUCCUCUGUCGCUGCGAGAAUAUUGAGACGGCGGAGGGCGUACCUCUGUACGUGACGGGGGUUGCACAGGUGAAAAUCAUGACAGAGAGAGAACUCCUGGCUGUGGCUUGCGAGCAGUUUUUGGGGAAAAAUGCCCAUGAAAUAAAGAAUGUUGUUCUCCAGACCCUGGAGGGCCAUUUGCGGUCUAUUCUAGGUACCCUGACAGUGGAGCAGAUUUAUCAGGACCGGGAUCAGUUUGCCAAGCUGGUGCGGGAGGUGGCAGCUCCUGAUGUUGGUCGGAUGGGAAUAGAGAUCCUAAGCUUUACCAUAAAGGAUGUGUACGACAAGGUGGAAUAUCUGAGCUCCCUCGGGAAGACGCAAACGGCUGUUGUUCAGAGAGAUGCUGACAUUGGUGUGGCUGAAGCAGAGCGUGACGCGGGCAUACGGGAAGCAUUGUGCAAGAGAGAAAUGCUUGAUGUGAAAUAUCUUGCUGACACUAAAAUGGCUGACUCCAAGAGGGCCUAUGAACUGCAAAAGGCAGCGUUCAGCCAGGAAGUAAACACAAAGAAAGCAGAGGCCCAGCUGGCUUACGAACUGCAAGCAGCUAAAGAACAGCAGAAGAUUCGUCAGGAGGAGAUUGAGAUUGAAGUGGUGCAGCGUAAGAAGCAGAUCGACAUCGAGGAGAAGGAGGUUGUCCGUACAGAUAAGGAGCUGAUUGCUACCGUCCGUAGACCAGCUGAAGCCGAGGCCUACAGGAUGCAACAGAUUGCUGAGGGACAGAAGGUGCAACAAGUGCUCAUAGCUCAAGCUGAGGGAGAAAAAAUUCGCAAAGUAGGUGAAGCCGAAGCAUCUGUGAUUGAAGCCAUAGGAAAAGCUGAAGCUGAGAAAAUGAAGUUAAAAGCAGCUGCCUAUCAACAGUACGGGGAAGCUGCCAAAAUGGCGCUGGUCUUGGAUUGUCUGCCUCAGAUUGCUGCCAAAGUAUCAGCACCUCUUGCAAAAGUGGAUGAAAUUGUUAUUCUAAGCGGAGACAACAGUAAGAUUACUGGGGAAAUGAACCGAUUGCUGGCUGAGGUCCCGGCUUCUGUGCAAGCACUCACCGGGGUGGAUCUGACCAAGAUACCACUGAUCCAGAAAGCCACGGGACUCUGUUCAUAACGAGUAGGACAACACUCGCCUCAUAUGCACUCUGGAGUCAAUUGCCUUUGGGACUCUGUUUUAUACAGAAUACAAUCAUUUCUGUUAAAAUAUCUGGUGCCUUAUGUUAGGACCAGACACACAACUCACCAUAUCACUUGUUUUUUUAAUUUUAUAUUUAGAAAUUCUAAUGUACUGCAUUUUUUUUAUUUUCUUGUGAUUUCAUUUUUUCACACGGUAGGAAUCUAUUUGUGAGGCAGAAUUUUGGUUUGGCCGGAGUUACAGCCUCUGUGCCUUCAGCUGAUCUGCCUUCCUUAUGCUGUCAUAGCUGCCAAAA
Spea bombifrons (plains spadefoot toad) is the source of this 1730-nucleotide messenger RNA. It is a transcript of the gene FLOT2, whose product is annotated as flotillin 2. Gene Ontology annotation, biological process: protein localization to plasma membrane; regulation of myoblast differentiation. The record is from RefSeq and is a predicted model, not a curated record. Gene Ontology annotation, cellular component: plasma membrane. Lineage: Eukaryota; Metazoa; Chordata; Amphibia; Anura; Pelobatidae. Bases 128 to 1414 code for a protein of 428 amino acids. The transcript is spliced from 11 exons.